Molecule: messenger RNA, 2934 nt
Organism: Trypanosoma brucei brucei TREU927
Lineage: Eukaryota; Euglenozoa; Kinetoplastea; Trypanosomatida; Trypanosomatidae
Exons: 1
Coding region: 1-2934 (977 amino acids)
Biological process (GO): intracellular protein transport; vesicle-mediated transport
Cellular component (GO): cytoplasm
Molecular function (GO): GTPase activity; GTP binding
Source: RefSeq, a predicted model, not a curated record
AUGGAGCAGGCACAGCGGCCGCCGGACAAUGUGAUGGGUGUUAUGCGUUGUGCUGUUGAGCGGGGUCGCAAGUCAUUCGUUGCGUAUAAGAAACGUUUUUGGGUUGUUGAUGAGACACAAGGCCGUUUAGAGGUGUACAAAAAUGAUCAAGAGCCGGUACCGCUAGAUAGGUUCUGCGCAUCAGAGGUGCGUGGAGUCAUUAUAUCUGGUGACAGACAGAACAAGUUUUAUGGCCUUGUACUGCAACUUCGGCGUGGCCAAAACAUCAAACUCCGACUUAGCUCUCUGGCGGAACGGGAUAGGUGGUAUGCCGCAAUCACUCGUCUCAUCGAACGAUGCUCCACGUACAAUCGUGACUAUAAUCUGUUGCGCGUCGCGCAACGGAGAACGCUGGUGGCAGGGCGUUUAUUAGGGGUGAACAUUACUUUGGCCGUUGCACGAUUAAGUGAUAUCCCUGAUGAUCUUCUUCAGUACCUGGUGGAAGCCGUUGAUGUUGCCAUCGACACAAUCUCCGCGGCGGUCCAUGCAUACGGUGGUGAUGUGGAGGUGCCACGGCGGUACACGAUCACAGUAGAAGCGGGCCAGGAUCGUAUUGAUACGGGCCCACAGUAUGACCCAACUACAGGUAGUCUCCUGCUAAACGUGUGGAUUUCACGAGAUGUAACAGGUAACGUUCGCUUCAAUGUUGCGGAUUCGGCGGAAGUGAUGAAAAUGACGCAGUCACACGUGUGGCGUGAACCGCGGAUCGAGGGGUGGAUCACAACAAAUCCAAGUUGCGUUGCUGUUUGCCGUGAAAUUGGUGAAAUGCUCGGAAGCAGGAACUUUUCAUUUUCAUUCCAGUGGGGCCAAAACUUACGGGAUACGGAGAGGGUUGAACAAUAUUUGCAUCAGUACGUUCAUGAGGAUUUUUUGCGUGCAAUUCAUCGGAAUAUCGUCGAGGUAGUGGAGGAUUUCAGACGCUCUGAUACAGACGCUGACGAUUCGUGCUAUCUCAAGUACAUUGGGGACUUUGUUUCUGGAAUAGCUAUUGUUCUGGAUGAAUCAACUGUAAAUGCGGGGAAGCCACCUCUACUGCGUGUAACAACUACGGUUGAGUACCAGCGGCGUUGCAGGCACGCAGUGGUGCUGAAGUCGAAAUACUUUGAAGUGUACCGGACGCAGCGUGUGCUGACCAAGUCAUUGAGGUUGCAACUUGUAGAAGUUAUUCUCCUAGCAGACCUGAGCAAGCGGCUGAGUGACAGUAAAACUGCCCUAACUCAAGCCAUUGGAGGCAACGAAUGUGUGCGUAUUAUAUGGGUUAACUUAUUUCGCUCGUUUGCAAGCGUUGGCGCUCAGCUACCUCAAUUUAAGUUAUCUGAUGUGGUCACUUCCAUCACUAACACUUAUUUGACCCGUCUAGAAAGCCUACAGCAGUUGGGGUCACUUGAGCUACCGUACGCUGGAGUGAAACCGCUUUACGCAUCACUUUUUUCCAAUGUCACCACUCUUGUCGUUGAUUUUGUGCCAUUUAAGGAGGACGACGUUUCCCAACUGCCGGAGCCAAAGGUUCACGACGGUAUAUUGACGGAUUACAUUGUCUGCUGCACAGCCGCUCAACAACGUGCUAUGAUGAAUUUCAUUUGUUCGCGAAGAGGUGUACCUCAGAUUGAUCGAGCCUAUGUGCUGUUGAAUGGUCUUUUUGCUUUUCCUUCGAUGCCCGCAACUACCUUCAAGGAGUGGUGCGAGAAACAAGCAUUUAAUGGCGUGGAGGGAUACAGUGGGGCGAAUGACGAUGAUUCUAGCUCCCGCUCUUCUGGAGGAAGUGAUGACUUGGGCGAUGCUGUGGCGUUUGAGCGCAACGCGGAGGCACAAGUGCUCGAUCUGCACCGUGUUGUGAGUACAAUCUACGACUCGCAAGGUGCUGCCGUACACCUUAAGAUCGGUGCGGAUUCUAUCCGUGAUGCUAUCGAAGCCCUCGAACAGGCAUUUGACGGACGUCAGAUUCGUAAGCACGAUUUGGUGCGUGUACUUACAGCCAAUCUACGUCGACUACGGGCUAUUUAUAGUCAUGCUGUUGGAGGUGAAGUGAUGACUCGUCUCGACUUAGAUGCGGCAGGACGGCUUCUUCGUUCUCUCUGUGAAUACAAGGAAAGUGAACAAGGCCUUGAUGAGUUGCUUCAGCGAUGUGCCCAACAACGACAGCAGGCCGUGAGGCUGGGAAGCAGUGACUCGGUGCCCCAAGAAAGAAGAUCGCUGUCCUGCAGCGCAUCGGAAAGUAUCUACGAUUUUCAAUGUGUAUCGCAAGUGGCGCUAAACUAUGUUCUACCACGGGAGGUGAAGCUAGCCCGUAAAGCGUGGCGCGUCGGUCUUGUUGCGGGUCUUCAGGAUGUUGGAAAAACGCUGAUCCUCAACUCUCUUCACGGUGUCAUACAACCGACAUUUCCAACAAUUGGACUUUCCCAGAGAGUAAUCGCUUUUGAGGAGUGGGUGUUUGCGAUGCACGAACUCGGUGGUCGAGAGAGUUUUCGUGAGAACUGGCGCUACUACGUUGAACGCAUGGAGGAGGUCGAUUUCUUGUUCUUUGUCGUAGACAGUAUGAACAAACGCGCCUUCAAAUAUGCCUCCAAUUAUCUGCGUGAGAUUACCAAUUAUUUCGUGAAUACUCCCCUUGUUGUGUUGUUCAACAAUGUCCGUGUAGGCGUUAGAGGCGUUUCCUUGUUGGAUCACUUGUCAGGUGCUGUUAAACUGGACAAAAUAAAAAAACGGCAGCCAGAGAGAUUCAUCAUCGUUGGGACAUGUGAUAUUACUGUGGUGAGCUCGUCGCACCGCACAAUUCCUCCGACACUUCUUGAAACUAUGCAGCGUCUUGGGGAAUAUCUACGCCAAGUGUCACCACCGGAGCGAACGCCCAGCGAACCAAAGAAGGGAUCUGGAGUUGAAUACACAACGACAUAG